Messenger RNA from Apis mellifera (honey bee), 1081 nucleotides. Its product is annotated as odorant receptor 4-like. Gene Ontology annotation, cellular component: plasma membrane. The record is from RefSeq and is a predicted model, not a curated record. Lineage: Eukaryota; Metazoa; Arthropoda; Insecta; Hymenoptera; Apidae. The coding region runs from base 12 to 1034 and encodes 340 amino acids. Gene Ontology annotation, biological process: detection of chemical stimulus involved in sensory perception of smell; sensory perception of smell. The transcript is spliced from 8 exons. Gene Ontology annotation, molecular function: odorant binding; olfactory receptor activity.
UGUCAUUCAUAAUGUUAAAAAUGGACAUAAAUUUAACAUUGAAUUCGUUGUCCUAUACUUCGUGUACGUGUAUUUGCAUUAUGAAAUAUUUUAAUUGUUUGUUUCACAUUAAAGAUAUAAAAAACUUUCUAGAUGAAAUUAAAAAUGAUUGGAACUCAUUAAGGAAUAUAGAAGAGCUCCGAAUAAUUCACGAAUACUCUAAAACCAUAAAAAAAAUAACAAUAUGUUUCGUUAUUAUUAUCGUGCCACUACAAUUGGUAUUCUUUUUGAAUGUAUUUGGUAAUAAUAUCCUAGAUAUUUUGAUUCCUUUAAAUCACACUCGCCCACGGACAGUUCCAAUUGAAAUUUACUAUUUCAUCGAUCAGCAAAAAUUUUUCUUUUUUUUUGGCAUGCAUUUAAAUAUUAUUACCAGUUUCGGAGGAUUAGUAUAUAUCGCCAUUGAAACAAUAUAUAUGGGUAUGAUACAACAUCUUUGUGGAUUGUUAAAAAUUACUAGCUUUCGUAUAAGUCAUACAUUUGUUGCAAACAUACCAAAAAUAUCUUCUACAGAAAGAAGUAUAAUAAUCCGCAAAAAAGUCAUGUCAAUUGUAUAUUUACAUGUAAAAAUCAAAAAUUAUAUCAAUUGGAUUCAAGAAAAGAUAAUCAUAACCUAUGAUUUAUUAAUAUUAUUAGGUUUAAUUGCAUUUAGUAUUUUCAUUUUCGAACUUGCCAAAUCAAUAACAUCCAGAACUAAUACGAACGAAAUAUUUUCAUCUUUAAUUUUUGUAAUUUGCAUUACUAUUUACGGAUUUAUUCCAAAUCAUUUUGCACAAGAGAUAAUCAAUCAUAGUUCUAAUAUUUUUAUAGAUACAUAUAACACAGAAUGGUACAAGCUCCCAAUAAUAGAACAAAAAUUAUUAUUGUUCAUUAUGCAGAAUAAUUUGAAAAAUCUUAAUUUCGUGUUAUUGGGUACCAUGAUUGCAUCUUAUAAUGUAUAUGUAAUGAUACUACGUACGGCAUUCUCGUAUUUCAUGGUUAUAUAUUCUAUGGAUUAAAAAACUGAAUGAAAUGAAUAAUCAUACAAAUGAUUGUAAAUGAAUAU